UCGUCAGUUCAACUCACCCUGAAGCACUCGUUCACUCGCUUGCACGGAUUUCGAUUGGAAAACAGUUCUAUGCUAGAGUCCGUGCUCGCGCCGAUCCUGCUUGUAAAUCUGAAGGAAAAGUUUCUCUCUUUCGCUCUCGUUUUUCCUCAGAGGGGGAGGGGCGAGCCAGUGUACAAAAACAAGCCAUUGUGUCUCCACCCUUCAGCCCUGCUUCCCACCCCUCCCCUCUCUCUGUAGGUGUGCUACCUGCUGGCCCUACGUGCCUGACUCUCUAAAGAGGGCAGGGAAACUGAGAAAGAGAACAGGGUACGAAGACAGGAGCCGGAAUAGACAAAAGAGCUCUCUGUCGAGUGGAAAAAAGGGAAGAGAAAGAGAGAAAUGUGAACAGGUGAGGCCGAGGUUUGAGACGUGCAGCUGUUGGGGGAAGAGCAGAGGACGGUGAGGAACCCCUGUGCAGAGUUGCUCAGGACUGGUUGGACAAGUUUCUCCAGCUCCCUCCCGCUCUCUCCUUAGACGCGUUUCGAAUCGUUCGUACUUUUGUACAUGGUUGUCUUGAAAGGAAGGGAAGGGUCAUAUUAAAAACAUAAGCCCAAAGAAGAGGAGGAAGGAGAGGGAAAGUCAGUUCCAAGAUCGACCCCUGAAAGGAAUUCAAGAUGCCAGAAGAGAACUUUUACGGAAAAAAUGGUGAACCAAGAAAAUAUGACCCCACUUUUAAGGGCCCCAUCUAUAACAGAGGCUGCACUGACAUCAUAUGCUGCGUCCUCUUCAUCAUCGCCAUACUGGGCUAUGUUGCUGUGGGUAUACUUGCCUGGUCUCAGGGCGACCCCAGGAAGGUGAUCUACCCCACGGACAGCAGAGGGCAGUUCUGUGGGCAGAUCGGCACCCCUCUGGAUCAGAAGCCCUUUUUGUUCUACUUCAACAUCAUGAAGUGUGCCAGUCCCUUGGUGCUGCUGGAGUUCCAGUGUCCUACCACGCAAAUGUGUGUGCAGAAGUGCCCUGAUAAGUUUAUGACCCUCGUCAAGGCUUACGUCAACAAAGAAGACUUCAAAUAUUACAAGAACUUCUGCCAGGAGGGGUUGACUGACAAAAUGACUGUCCCAGAGAUCCUGAAAGCUGGCCUCUGUCCUGCCAUGUUGACUCCUAGCAAGCCCUUCACACGGAGAUGCUUCCCAGCCCUGGGCCAAAAGGGAGGCGAGAUCACCGUGGGAAACAGCUCCCAUUUUGAUGACGGCUCGGGGACAAUGCGAGACGCCAAGGACCUGGUGGCAGGGGUCAAGAACGCCACAGUGGUGAUCGAGGCACGCCAGGUGGCUAUGAAGAUCUUUGAGGAUUACACUCACUCCUGGUACUGGAUCCUCAUAGGCUUGGUCAUCGCCAUGCUCACCAGCCUCCUGUUCAUCGUCCUCCUGCGCUUCCUGGCAGGCAUCAUGGUCUGGGUGAUGAUCGUCUUGGUGAUCCUGGUCAUAGGAUACGGCAUUUUCCACUGCUCCAUGGAGUACGUCUCCUUGAAGGAAACUCCUGGUUCAGACGUUACACUGCAGGACCUGGGCUUCCAGACGGACUUCGCUGUCUACCUCCAGAUCAGACAGACCUGGCUGGCCUUCAUUAUCAUCCUGGCCAUCGUGGAGGUCGUCAUCAUCCUCCUGCUCAUCUUCCUCAGGAAGAGGAUCCUUAUCGCCAUCGCCCUCAUCAAGGAGGCCAGCAGGGCCAUAGGGCAUGUGAUGUCGUCUCUGUUCUACCCCCUCUUCACCUUUGUCCUCCUGGCGAUGGUCAUCGCCUACUGGGCUGUCACCGCUGUUUUCCUAUCCACGUCUAAUGAGCCCAUCUAUAAGGUGUUCAACGAGACGGCGUGUGAGUACUCCAGACAGAACUGCGACCCAGCUAACUUCACCACCUCUGCCAUGAAGGCCAGCUGCCCAGACGCCCAGUGUCUGUUUGCCUUGUACGGUGGCGAGACGCCCUACCACAAGUACCUGAUCGGCCUGCAGUUCUACAACGUCUUCCUGUUCUUCUGGUGCGCCAACUUUGUCACGGCGCUGGGUCAGAUGACCCUGGCCGGGGCCUUCGCCUCCUACUACUGGGCCUUCGUUAAGCCCGACGACAUGCCGGCUUUCCCUGUCUUCGCCUCCCUAGGGAGAUCUCUCAGGUACCACACAGGAUCUCUGGCCUUUGGUUCUCUGAUCCUCUCCAUUGUCCAGGUCAUCAGGGUUCUGCUGGAGUACCUGGACCACAAGCUCAAAGGAACAGAGAACAAGUGCACUAAGUUCCUACUCUGCUGCCUCAAGUGCUGCUUCUGGUGUCUGGAGAAAUUCAUCAAGUUCCUCAACAGGAACGCCUACAUCAUGGUAGCGAUAUAUGGCAAAAACUUUUGCGCAUCCGCCAGUGAUGCCUUUUUACUCCUCAUGAGGAACAUGAUCAGGGUUGCCGUCCUGGACAAGGUGACAGACUUCCUGUUGUUCCUGGGUAAACUGCUCAUUGUGGGCCUCGUGGGAAUCUUUGCGUUCUUCUUCUUCUCUGGGAGGGUGAAGGCGUUGGAAAACACAGCCCCCAAUCUGCACUAUUACUGGGUGCCUAUCCUGACUGUGGUUGUCGGGUCAUAUCUCAUCGCCCAUGGGUUCUUCAGCGUGUACGCCAUGUGCGUGGACACUCUCUUCCUCUGCUUCUGCGAGGACCUGGAGAGAAAUGACGGUUCGGCGGAGCGUCCAUAUUUCAUGUCAGCGACCCUCCAUGACAUCCUGUGGGAGAACAAGGCUCCUGAGAACGUGGACCCGGAGGCCUCUGUACCUCUGCGGUCCGACAGCCAGGAGGUCCAGCUCCGACUGCAGCCACAGGAAGGGGAGAAGAAGGAAGAGGAGGACACGGGUUAACUGGAGUAGUUAGAGCAGGGAUGCCGUUGAUGGGCAGAACUAGGUCAAGAGGCGGAGGUCUUCAAGUCCACUCAAAUUCCUUUUCUUGUAGGAGUGCAUAGAAGUUUGAAGCAUUUGGACUGUAGAGGGAAGACACUGUAGUUGAAUCGCAGACCGUGGUCAAAUGGUGUUUUGAAGUCUUUUCAAGGACUGUAUAUUGAGGUUUGCUUAAACCUUGAACUGUAGGAAGUGUUCUCAUGUCUUAACCCCCUUCCUACCUGAAGCCAAGUCAUGUGCCUCAUUUAUAAACUUCCAGCUAAAGUAAUGUAAUUUAUGGUUUAGAUUACUAUAGCACUUAUCAAUAUUAAUCUGUGGUACUACUUGAACAACGUUAAGUGCACUUUUAUUUCUCAAGACCGAUUCACUGAUAGCAACAGCCAUUAAGUGAUCGUUUUGUAUCCUUUGGUACCUUCCUGAUAGAGCUGUUACCCUGACGACCAUCUCUAUUUGAGAGUCUAUCAAAAUCAAUCCAGUCUAAUGAAACACCUCUUGACUUGCAAUGACUGCCUGUCGACACAAGCGUUUCAUCACCCUGGUUUUAAAAGGCACAGUCUUCACUUGCACAUUGUAGCACUGUUUCACUAACAAUGUCAACUGAGCCGUAAGUUGUUGCAUUCCCUUCAUCUGGUGGAGCAGACACGCAAAACUAGGUGACUUGUGCCUCAAGUCCACAUUUUACAGGGUAGUUCCAGUAAACAUAGUAGAUCAGAAACCCCCAGGACAGCCUGACUUCUGUCGGAUCAUUAUUGUGAAAAAUAAUAUUUAAAGAGGAACAGUUUGUUAGGGUAUUCAUCUCUGUGGUAGAGCUUUCAUACUGAGUCUCCUGUGCCUCCCUUUCCUCUGUGCCCUUUCUGCAUGUUGGUAGUCGUGCUUAUGAUCACUUCAGGAUUAAAGAGACCUGAUUUUCCAUUUCCUGCUUCUGCCACUCCUUUUUUUCCCUCUCGGCGUUCUAAAUGUGGGGGGACCCAGAUGAAUGGGAGAUCUUACCAGAAUUGUCUAGAUGUUUUACCAUACAGUUACUGUGACCCUUCAUAAGCUGGAUUCACAGCAAGGCAGGCGAAUGUUUGGAUGUAUGUUGACUUUUUCCAGCUGUAGAGAACCGUUUCCAUGUUAUUACAUAUGAUGCUGUCUUCCACGUGGCUAUCUGCAUCUUGUCUGGCCUUUUGUUGUAGAUGUUUGACAUGAAAGGCUGAUCUUGAGUACCUAAUUAUACGUUUGUGUUCUUCAGUGGAGGACCUCGAGAGGAAUGACGGCAGUGCAGAGAGACCAUACUUGAUGUCCGAAAGCCUCCUCCAAGUCCUGAAGAAGAAGAACAAGGCGGAGCCUGCGGAGUAGAGCGCCCCCUGGGGACGGAGGUGUGCAUGGGAGGAAGGAAAGUCAGGCUGACGUCCAUCUUGGUUUGAGUUUGAAGUUCCAAAUGUAGUGGAAUAUGCAUUUUUUAAAGCCGGGAUUUAGCCAAAACUAUUGUGCUGGAACACUUAUGUAAUUGUGUGUGUGAUCUCGGUAGUGUCAUAUGUCUACACAUACACACCAGGUGCCGUCCCCUCUGGUUCAGGUUGUGUAAAAGUUCCCAAAUGAAGUUUAAUGCUGGAAGCCAGAGCUGCAUCCGAGCCAGGAUUUUGUCAGGUGUUUUGGAUUUGCCUUGUAGUCGUUUUUAGGAUUUAAAUAUAUAUAUUUGACACCUCCUGAAUGAAAAAUGUACUUAUGACAAUCUUGUUUGGUUCGUGUUUGAUCUCACUUUCUCAAAUAUCAGCACAAAUAUUUGAGGUACAGGUAUUUUAUGUGGAAUAUUGUUUUGGAGUGAGUUACAUGAAGGCGGGCAAAGAACUAAUCUAUAGUCAUAUAUAUAUAUAUAUAUAUAUAUAUAUAUAUAUAUAUAUAUAUAUAUAUAUAUAUAUAUAUAUAUAUAUAUAUAUAUAUAUUUAUAUAUAUACUGCAGGUCUGCACAGAAAAGGUCUCGUUUCUGUCAGUUUCAGUUUUUGAUAAUCGAACCUCAUGAAUACUAUGCAACUAUUUCAAUGAAUACUAAAGAAUGCUUUUGUCAAUACUUCCAAUUCCUUUUAAUUUUUACCAGAGCUGUUUAUAUUCAAGCCUCUUGGCAUCCCUAUAUUUAUCAGCAACCUUAAUGCCUUCUUUCUAUACCAGCUCCUGAGGGCACCAUUACGUGUCCGCAAACAUGCAACUAAACCUUUUCUCUCAAGGGCUCUUAAGCACAGUUUGAAGCAGUCUUUUUGUGUGUCAUGUGUAAACUUAGCAUGCAUAGUAAAAUUAACCUGUGGUAUUUGGCAUGUCAGUGUGUUGUUUCUAUAAAUUAAAAUAAAAUGGAUUUUUUU
Molecule: messenger RNA, 5239 nt
Organism: Osmerus eperlanus (European smelt)
Lineage: Eukaryota; Metazoa; Chordata; Actinopteri; Osmeriformes; Osmeridae
Product: choline transporter-like protein 2
Exons: 22
Coding region: 654-2867 (737 amino acids)
Biological process (GO): transmembrane transport
Molecular function (GO): transmembrane transporter activity
Source: RefSeq, a predicted model, not a curated record